AUGGCUCCGUCAGCGUCCCGCCUCCUUUCCGCUCUGCUCCUUCUUGCGGCGCUUGCUGACGUGGCGUCCGCUGCGGAAGAUUUGCUGUACGUUUGGACGGGCGACGAUGACCACCAGCAGCCAGACUUCCUGGCGGUCUUGGAGUUCAAUCCGACGUCGCCCAACUACGGAAAGGUGGUCGCCAAGGUGGACCUUACAGGGCCCAGUGCGUUCGGGAAUGAGCCGCACCACAUCACGUUCAGCUACGACAAGAAGACCCUCGCGGGCGCCGGGAUCUUCUCCUUCCUCUUCCCCUUCUCCGCGCGCAUCCCCGCGCAGGAGCAAGUCUUCUUCUACGACACGAGCAACCCGCGCGCGCCCACCUUCAACGGGGUUACCGCUAACCCGCUCAAGUCGGGCGCUGCGGACGAGUUGUACCCACUUUCGGACGGCACGUUUCUGCUGAGCUCACUGGGCACUCGGGCCGGAACCGCCGAGGGCGCGAUUACGGUUUUGUCGGCGACCGGGACGAUCCUCGGGGAGUAUCCCCUGGUGCCGCCGCUCGAGUCGUUCGACCCGCACGGGAUCACCGUGCGCGAGGACCUUGACCUGUUCAUAACCACGGAUUUCAUCGAGCCUGCUUCGGCCCUUUCGCUUACCCAGCUGCUCUUCGGAGGCAUCCGCUAUCAGAAGACGAUCCGCAAGUGGCGCCUCUCCACCAAGGAGAUCAUCGGAACAUGGACGGUCGACGAUAAAGCGGGGCCGUUAACCAACUACUUCAUCCCCAACGACCCCUACGGCCGCAUCAUCGCGUCCGCGGUUAACGCUAACAAGAUCUACCUCCUUGACCCAAACCUCAACGGCACAUUGGGCGGCCUUAAAUACUACACCGCUCUCGAUCUGACCGCCGCCGGUUACCCCAACUCCAACCCCCACUACGUCAGACUGACGCAAGACGGCAAGACUGCCGUGCUUACUUUGAAUGCUGGGAACAAGGUCUUGCUUCUCGACUUGACCAACCCGUACAACAUCAAGAUCAAGGACGUGCUGCCUCUGCCUAACGGCGCGAAUCCCCACUACGCCGACAUUCACCCCGACCAGAAACGCGUCGUCGUCGUCGACUACUUCCUGGAUUUCAAGACCUAUGGGAUCAUUCACCGCCCCGGUGACAAGAUUAUCCACGUGUACACGUUCGACACCGGCAAGCUCAUUCCUGACCCCAACUGGCCUAAUCCGGAUUUCAAGAACCUGUUCCCCGCUCAAGGCGUCACCAACCCGCACGGAACCGCCUUCUAUGCGUCAGGCUACUAGACCGUUGGGGGUCCCAGCUUUUGCAUUUUGAGGCAGGUUUUGAUCGGAUUCAGGCCGUUUCUCAAGCCGUUGUCUGGUUGAAGGAGCUUUUGGAAACCCACGUAAGAGAGGUGUACGAAGCUGCUGAAGUAGAGGGCAAAAACAAUCAUGGGAAGGAGCUAAACAGAUAUGAUAGAUAGUCGCGCAAUGCUGGCGCAAUUUUGAACAUAUUCAGUUCGAGAUUUCUUACUUCAUAAGCGAGUUGGCAAGGACCUUACAGGAAAGGGCGGU
This is a messenger RNA of Klebsormidium nitens, 1560 nucleotides long. The record is from the annotation of a GenBank genome assembly. NCBI's taxonomy places the organism in Eukaryota, Viridiplantae, Streptophyta, Klebsormidiophyceae, Klebsormidiales, Klebsormidiaceae.